AGAGUGCAAAUUAUUCACUGUUACACGCAGAACAUCAGCGUACAUUUUUUCACGUGGCGUAAUACUCUAUCUUUACCCACACUAGACCACAGUUUGACGGUCACAGUAGCGGCUGAAGGAACACAGAUCAUGGUUCGAGCCUGGUACUUCGAUAACGAUGAGGAGGGGAACAAGAAGCUCCCGCACAUGACCGAUCCGCCCCAGUUUGUGGAUUUAGAAGGUCUGAAGAAGAUUGGCGUGCUUUACUGGAAGGUGGACGUGGACGGUGACGACAUGGAGGACGGAGGUCUGGUACCCAAACUGAAGGAGGAGCGGGGCUACAAACACGGAGACAGCAUUGCCAUCAGCAGAGAGCUCAUGCCGGAUUACGUGGACGUGAGCAAAAUGCUCUACACCGAGCACUUGCACCCCGACGAGGAGAUUCGCUUGGCAGUGGACGGCGUUGCCUAUUUUGAUGUCAGAGAUCUGGAGGACAAGUGGAUCCGCAUCGAAAUUUCCAAGGGCGACCUGAUUAUUUUGCCAGCAGGAUUGUACCACAGAUUCACACUAGAACAGGAGAAGCGUUUUGUCAAACUGGAGCGCUUUUUCACAGAGAUCACGCGCUGGACGCCAUACAACCGUCCUGCAGACGAUCAUCCUUCCCGCGUGGCGUAUCUUAAAUCAAUGGAGAAACCCAAGGAGGAAGAGAAGAGGUUCAGCUGGUGCAACUUUCUCUAAGAUUUUAAAAAAUCUUUUAUUCCUAUUUUCAUGUUUUUAUUUCUUUCAUUUUACUUAUUUAUUUUUACUAAGUUACAUUCUUAGUGUGUGGGUUUUAUUUGAUUGAAUCUGAAACAUGGCGCAGUGCCGUGCCGUUGAACAACUUAACUAGCUUCAGAAUUGACGUUUUUGCGAUAUUUCAUGCAUUUUUAUGUACUGUAAAGCGUGGAAUACAGGGCACCUUGCCGAUUACCACGCUUAUCCAAGUUAAAGUGGAAAACGAGAGAGUAAGCUAAUGGUCUCAAAGUGUCUGGGUUGAAAUGGUAUUUUUUAUUUAUUUAUUUAUUUAUUUAUUU
Lingula anatina is the source of this 1052-nucleotide messenger RNA. Its product is annotated as acireductone dioxygenase. Gene Ontology annotation, molecular function: acireductone dioxygenase [iron(II)-requiring] activity. The record is from RefSeq and is a predicted model, not a curated record. NCBI's taxonomy places the organism in Eukaryota, Metazoa, Brachiopoda, Lingulata, Lingulida, Lingulidae.